GCUACUUCUUCUUCCGCAGUCCGCCGGCGGCACAGUCCAGGCCUGCUCCGGGGGUGCAUCGGCUUCGCCAGCGGCAGAGGGAUUCUGGGUAACGACCGUGGCCGGCGGGGCGGCUGGCUCCGCCCAGCAGGUUCCACUCACGCCAGGGCCGUUAGCGGUGGCGGUUGUCGGGCCCGGACCAGUGGGACAUGGAGCAGCCGUGGCCGCCACCGGGCCCCUGGAGCUUCCCGAGGACUGGCGGGGAGACCGAGGAAGAGAGUGACUUAGACGUGUCCCCCUCUUCUUCCCACUACUCUCCGGUACCGGACGGCGGCGCCCAGAUGUAUAGCCACGGGAUUGAGCUGGCGUGCCAAAAGCAGAAAGAGUUUGUGAAGAGCUCUGUGGCCUGCAAAUGGAAUCUAGCUGAAGCCCAGCAGAAACUUGGCAGUUUAGCACUGCAUAACUCUGAGUCCUUGGAUCAGGAACAUGCCAAAGCGCAGACCGCAGUGUCAGAGCUGAGGCAGCGGGAAGAAGAAUGGCGACAGAAAGAGGAGGCUCUGGUCCAAAGAGAGAGGAUGUGUCUCUGGAACGUGGAUGCCAUUAGCAAGGAUGUUUUUAAUAAGAGUUUUAUUAAUCAAGAUAAAAGAAAAACAGAAGAUGAAGAUAAAUCACAAUCAUUUAUGCAGAAAUAUGAGCAAAAAAUCAGACAUUUUGGUAUGUUGAGUCGAUGGGAUGAUAGUCAGAGAUUUUUGUCUGACCACCCAUACCUUGUAUGUGAAGAAACUGCUAAAUACCUUAUUUUAUGGUGUUUUCACCUAGAAGCUGAGCAGAAAGGCGCUCUAAUGGAACAGAUAGCACAUCAAGCUGUUGUGAUGCAGUUUAUUAUGGAAAUGGCCAAAAACUGUAAUGUGGAUCCAAGAGGCUGUUUUCGUUUGUUUUUCCAGAAAGCCAAAGCAGAGGAAGAAGGUUAUUUUGAAGCAUUCAAAAAUGAACUUGAAGCUUUCAAGUCAAGAGUAAGACUUUACGCUCAGUCACAAAGCUUUCAACCUGUGACAGUUGAGAAUCAUGUUCCCCAUUCUGGUGUUGGGUGCAUAGGCUCCGCAGAACCCUUACCACAGAAUCCAGAUUCUCUUCAGUGUUGUCCCCCUGCCCCUCUGUGCAGUGUAGACUCAGUGGUACAUAAAGAAGACGACGACAGGAUGAUGGACACUGUGUGACUCAGCGAGACCGCUGAGCCCAAGGACUAGUUUGUUACGAGAAAGGAAGAGCCUGCCUAUUUUUUGACACUUUUAUGGGUGCUGCACUUUAUUUCUGUUCGGUUUUGAUGGGAGGGAAAGAGAACUGAAAUGUUUUGCAACUUUUUUUAUGUGCUGCUAGGGUUUUUGUUGUGUUGUUGUUGUUUUGUUUCUGAAGGGAGGAGUGGUAACCAUGUGUUGCAGGAAGUCGAACUGGACGGACUCUCCCCCACCCCUCAGUUACUAAAUUUGCCUUUAACUGUUCUUAGUUUGGGAAUCAAAGUAUGAAAAUGUGCACAAUGCAAUGUUUACAAGACUGGUUGGCUGAGGAGACAUCUGCUACAUGGUCUUUUCUACAUGGACAUAUACAUGUCCUCUUUCUCGGAAAGAACUGAAGCUAAGAGUAUGCUGUGUCCCACUGCAAAGUUCAGCUGUCAAAUCUGCUAUUCAUCCCAUUAAAGCAAUAAAUCAGAGUGGUGACUACUUACCAAGGAGCAGGCUGGGCGGCACGGAAGCUACUUUAAGAUAUCUACAUGUGUAUUUUCGGCACCACCAGUUAACUCCUUGUCUACUAUAAAUUUGAUAUUAAAACAUUACAUCUAUCCCUAAAGUAAUAAUCUUAAAACUAUUCGAAGUUGAGUUUGUCCUGAUGACUGUUUAAAUAUUAAGGAGGAUAGUGAGUGUAGAAAACAGUACGGUUUUCUGUUUUUCCAAGAAGAUAAAAUGCAAGGUUACUCUAAUUUACUUGACAGAGUCUGGGACCUCUCAGGGAGUAAGUUUUAAAAGAAUAGUAAGGGCUGUAAGAACAUUCAGGAAGAGUAACGUCCUUGUUAAGUCACAGUUCCUGUGUUUCUUGUGGUGAAGCCUUGAGAAAUGAAGAGCUGAGCUGCCAGCCAUGCCUAAGGAUUUGAUAACAGUCCCUCCCGUUCAGUGGCGGUGACGGUCUCGCUCUCUGCUACUUGCUUCUAGCUUGGUUACUAGAGGAUGCUUCUGAUUUUUACUUCUUCCUGUGUAAUUCAUUGCAGAUCCUCCAGGAUGUCUGAUGAUUCUUUUAUUUAGAAUUAGAUGACAGUGCCAAUUAUGAUAUCCUUAUUAUUUGAGGAUUAAUCUUCCAGCAUACAGGAGCACUAGCUUUGGUUAUUUUCGAGUGUAAUCUUUGGCUCAGUGCCCACUUCAGUUUGUAGCAAAUAUCUGGAAAGUGGGUACCUGGGUUUGGGAAUGCAGGUCUCAGUUUGGUAAGGAAAUCAUGCUAAAGCAGCCUUGGGCGCUCAGAGCUGUGACCUCUGCCCCGGAUGUCCUUUUCAGCUGAUGGGGCACCUAAUACUGUGGACAUGGACUGGAAUUGUUGAAUCAUGCUCCUGUAAUGUCACAAUCUUCCUAGUUCCCAGAAUAAAAGUCUUUUUGUGCUUUUGAUAUAAAUAUAUAUACUCUAUAAUAAAAUGUCUGACUAAUUUAUA
Messenger RNA from Rattus rattus (black rat), 2671 nucleotides. RefSeq names its product cell division cycle 37 like 1 (gene Cdc37l1). Gene Ontology annotation, cellular component: cytoplasm. The record is from RefSeq and is a predicted model, not a curated record. The coding region runs from base 189 to 1196 and encodes 335 amino acids. The transcript has 7 exons. Gene Ontology annotation, biological process: protein stabilization; protein folding. Lineage: Eukaryota; Metazoa; Chordata; Mammalia; Rodentia; Muridae. Gene Ontology annotation, molecular function: heat shock protein binding; protein-folding chaperone binding.